Messenger RNA from Galeopterus variegatus (Sunda flying lemur), 2203 nucleotides. RefSeq names its product PIF1 5'-to-3' DNA helicase (gene PIF1). NCBI's taxonomy places the organism in Eukaryota, Metazoa, Chordata, Mammalia, Dermoptera, Cynocephalidae. Gene Ontology annotation, molecular function: DNA helicase activity. The coding region runs from base 1 to 1572 and encodes 523 amino acids. The transcript has 13 exons. Gene Ontology annotation, biological process: DNA repair; telomere maintenance. The record is from RefSeq and is a predicted model, not a curated record.
AUGCUCUCGGGCACGGAGGCGGCGGCAGCGGAAUGCGAGGACGCGGAGCUGCGGUGCCGCGUGGCUGUGGAGGAGCUGAGCCCGGGCGGACAGCCGCGAAGGCGCCAGGCCCUGCGCACGGCGGAGCUGAGCCUGGGUCGUAACGAGCGCCGCGAGUUGAUGCUGCGGCUGCAGGCGCCGGGUGAGUGUAAUCCCUGCGACUGGGAAGCCCCAAAGUGGCCCCUACCUGUGAAGAGGCUGAGCUUGCCCCCAACCAAGCCACAGCUUUCUGAAGAACAGGCUGCUGUGCUGCAGGUCGUCCUGAAAGGCCAGAGCAUUUUCUUCACUGGGAGUGCAGGGACAGGGAAAUCAUACCUACUGAAGCGUAUCCUGGGCUCACUGCCCCCCACGGGCACUGUGGCCACUGCCAGCACUGGGGUGGCAGCCUGCCAUAUUGGGGGCACCACCCUCCAUGCCUUUGCGGGCAUCGGUUCGGGCCAGGCUCCCCUGGCACAGUGUGUGGCCCUAGCCCAGCGGCCAGGCGUGCGGCAGGGCUGGCUGAGCUGCCAGCGGCUGGUCAUUGACGAGAUCUCCAUGGUGGAGGCAGACUUGUUUGACAAGCUAGAGGCUGUGGCCAGAGCUGUCCGGCAGCAGAACAAACCAUUUGGCGGGAUCCAGCUCAUCAUCUGUGGGGACUUCCUGCAGCUGCCACCUGUGACCAAGGGCUCCCAGCGCCCGCAGUUCUGCUUCCAGGCCAAGAGCUGGAGGAGGUGUGUGCCAGUGACGCUGGAGCUGACCGAGGUGUGGAGGCAGGCAGACCAGACCUUCAUCUCUCUGCUGCAAGCUGUGAGGCUGGGCAGGUGCUCAGAUGAGGUGACCCGCCAGCUCCGGGCCACAGCUGCUCACAAGGUGGGACGAGACGGGAUUGUGGCCACAAGACUCUGCACUCACCAGGAUGACGUGGCCCUGACCAACGAGAUGCAGCUGCAGGAGCUGCCAGGUGAAGUACACAGCUUUGAGGCUGUGGACAGCCACCCUGAGCUAUCCCGGACCCUGGAUGCCCAGUGUCCUGCUAGCCAGCUCCUUCAGUUAAAGCUGGGGGCCCAGGUGAUGCUGGUGAAGAACUUAGCAGUGUCUCGGGGCCUGGUGAAUGGUGCCCGAGGGGUGGUGGUUGGGUUCGAGGCGGAAGGGAGAGGGCUGCCCCAGGUGCGGUUCCUGUGUGGAGUCACUGAGGUCAUCCGCGCUGACCGCUGGACAGUGCAGGCCACAGGGGGCCAGUUCCUCAGCCGGCAGCAGCUGCCCCUCCAGCUGGCCUGGGCAAUAUCCAUCCACAAGAGCCAGGGCAUGUCCCUGGACUGUGUGGAGAUUUCCUUGGGCCGUGUGUUUGCCAGUGGCCAGGCUUAUGUGGCCCUUUCCCGGGCCCGCAGCCUGCAGGGCUUACGGGUGCUGGACUUUGACCCCAUGGUGGUUCGCUGUGACCCCCGUGUGCUGCACUUCUAUGCCACCCUGCGGCAGGGCAGGGGUCUCAGCCUGGAGUCCCCAAAUGAUGAUGACGCAGCCUCAGACCAGGAGAACAUGGACCCAAACCUCUGAGCUCCAGCUGCAAAGAGAAAACAAAGGGUGGUCUCCCCUCCUGUUCCCUAGUGGGCCAGGGCCCCAGGGAAUAUCUGGGGAAGGGCAGCCAGUGUUUUUUCUCUGUUCUUUAAGGGCUUUCAGACUCCUGGCAGGGUUAAAGGUAGAGUGCUUCCCUCCCACUUACCAGCUGUGCCUCAGUUCUCCCCCUUUGCCCUGGGUAAGCUGCUUCCAAGGCCAUAAGUAACCCUUUCUGUGCCAGCUGGGAAUGGGCCUGUGGUGGCACCUGGUGUCAGAGGACAAAGCUCUCUGCGAGGGCUGGACAUGGGGCCACACAGUCCUGAACACCGCUCCCUUUGGGCUGCAGAAGGGAGAAACAGUGAAGAUAGGUGAUCUGGGAGCAGCACCAGCGUUUCCAGUCGGGGACCUGGGAGGGACUCAGGCCAGGUAUAGGCGCAAGACAGAGAAUGGAACUUGGUAUCUCCACGGCUAGGCUGAGCCUAGCACAGCCCAGAACAAAUACCCUUCUGAGCCUAACCUGAGAAUAUACACUGCAAAAGGUGCACCCAUAUUUUAAGCUGCUUUUUCAAUAGAGAAACAGUGUUUAAGGGCAUUGAAAUGGAUUUUUUUUUUUUCCUUUUUGUCUUUUUUC